Molecule: messenger RNA, 705 nt
Organism: Lepus europaeus (European hare)
Lineage: Eukaryota; Metazoa; Chordata; Mammalia; Lagomorpha; Leporidae
Gene: JPT1
Product: Jupiter microtubule associated homolog 1
Exons: 5
Coding region: 127-591 (154 amino acids)
Cellular component (GO): nucleus
Source: RefSeq, a predicted model, not a curated record
AGCCCGGCGGUGGCGGAGGCUCUCGCAGUGGUAGCGGGCUGUGGGGUCUGGAGUGUGCCUGCGCCCCUCGGGUCCGACCCUUUCAGCGUUCUGCACCCGCGCCAGCCUACCUCGCUCCUCGGCGCCAUGACCACCACCACCACCUUCAAGGGUGUCGACCCCAACAGCAGGAACAGCUCCCGGGUUUUACGGCCUCCAGGUGGUGGUUCCAACUUUUCAUUAGGUUUUGAUGAACCAACAGAACAACCUGUGAGGAAGAACAAAAUGGCCUCCAGCAUCUUUGGGACACCUGAAGAAAACCCCCCUUCCUGGGCCAAGUCUGCAGGUGCCAAGUCUGGUGGUGGCAGGGAAGAUCCGGAGCCAUCGGGGCUGCAGAGGAGGAACUCCUCGGAAGCCAGCUCGGGAGACUUCUUCGAUCUGAAGGGAGAAGGUGAUAUUCAUGAAAAUGUGGACACAGACUUGCAAGCCAGCCUGGGGCAGAGUGAAGAGAAGCCUGUGCCUGCUGCGCCUGUGCCCAGCCCUGUGGCCCCGGCCCCAGCCCCAUCCAGGAGAAACCCUCCUGGUGGCAAGUCCAGCCUCGUCUUGGGUUAACUCCACCUGUCUCAACUCUGUCGUUUUGUUUGUUUUCUCCAUGCUUGUGAACUGCACAACUUGAGCCUGACUGUACAUCUUUUGGAUUUGUUUCAUUAAAAAAGAAGCACUUUA